Messenger RNA from Dermacentor albipictus, 1539 nucleotides. The record is from RefSeq and is a predicted model, not a curated record. NCBI's taxonomy places the organism in Eukaryota, Metazoa, Arthropoda, Arachnida, Ixodida, Ixodidae.
AUGGCACCAUCUAGUGACACUGCCACGAAGCCCAUAAACCUCGCAGUGCUUAAAAAAGUCGCGUUGAUCAAGGAAGUGGAGAAAGGGGGAAGAUCUAAAACAAGCAUCGCCAAAGAAUUCGGCAUCCCCUUGUCGACGCUUUCGACAGUUGUAAAAAAUCGACAGAAGGUCUUCGAUGGCUUCGAGCAAAGUUUUUCCAGUGAGCGGAAGCGGAUUCGGGCCUCGAAAUUCCCGGACGUCGAAGCAGCACUCAUGCUGUGGCUCCGGAAUGUCAGGGCAGCCAACCUUCCCGUGACAACCCAAAUGACGAUGGAGAAGGCAGACGCGCUGGCGUUGCAGAUGGGCCACACAGACUUCAAUUGCAGCAAUGGCUGGUUUGAACGAUUUAAAAAAAGAAAUAACGUGGCCUCGAAGCCUAUCCACGGCGAAAGCGGCACUGUUGAUGAAGGGGCUGCAGACACCUGGCGCAACCACCGCCUCGCUGAGCUGCAAAAGGCUUACGCGGACAAGGACAUUUUCAACCUCGACGAAGCAGCACUGUUCUAUAAGAUGUUGCCUAGCCGCACAUACACGCCGAAGGGAGAAGCGUGCUCAGGCGCUAAGCAGCGCAAAGACCGAGUGACGAUACUUUUCGGAGCCAACUCCACCGGCGAUGAAAAACUGCCGCUGCUUGUUAUCAGUAAGUCGCUCAAUCCAAGGUGCUUCCGAAAUGCACGGCUCCCGAGAGAUGCGACUUACCGCGCCAAUAAAACGGCCUGGAUGACUGCAGCGCUCUUUGAAGAGUACGUACGUGCUCUUGACCGCAAAAUGGCAAGGGACGGCCGGAAAGUGUUGUUCGUCGUGGACAACUGCCCCGGCCACGGAAAAAUCAACAACUUGGAGGCUGUCACGCUGGAGUUCCUGCCUGCUAAUAUGACGUCCGUGCUCCAGCCGAUGGACCAAGGAGUCAUUGAGGUUGCUCGCAAGUACUACAGGAAGAGUCUGCUGCGCCGCAUUUUGUGUUCUUACGACAGUGGUAAGAAGUACGAAAUAGAUUUGCUGGGUGCAGUCCACCUGAUCGCCGAAGCCUGGCGACAAGUGCGUCCAUUGACGAUUGCCAAUUGUUUCGCGCACGCAGGAUUUUCGCGCACCGAGAAAUCGCUCGAGCCAGACACUGACGAGUUUAGUGAUUGCGAUGAACUUUGCGACGAAGUCCGCAAAGCUGCCGGCUGCGCCAGCGAUGCCGAAGACGGCGAACUCACUUUUGAAGAGUACGCGCUCUACGAGUCGGACGUGCCCGUUACCGGAAUGUUGUCCGACGCCGACAUUGUUGAAAUGGCAGUGAACGACGACGGUGAUCACGCUGACCAAGAACCACCUCGAGAAGUGCCGACAACUGCAGAAACAAGAAACCUGCUACGUUUGCUCCGCAACAAAGUUGAAUGCAGCGGCGGCGAACAACGGCUCAUGCGGUGCGUUCAGCAGCUCGAGGACGCUUUUCUCGCGCCGAAUGCCAACGCCAAGCAGGCAAGCAUCACCCAGUUCUUUUCAAAACAAUAA